UGUUAUAUGACAAGUUAAAAGACGAUGGAAUUUGUAUGAAUGUAACGUAUGACGUUCAUGAUGAUCGAUAUAAACUGGAUGAUUUUGCCAUCGGUGACGGUUUCUGCGUUCCGGUGGUCGACGUGACGGCUCUACCCGUUAUGGAAUUCGGCGAUGGAAUUAAUGAUACUCAUGAUAAUUCGAAGAUGACUAAGGUUCACGACAUGUUACCACUCUUUGUGGAAUGCGGGAUCGGAACUGAGGAUAUCUUAGUUACCCAGUCAGAACAUGAUGAUAAAAACAUAUAUACGCCAUUAAAAAACUCGUUAAUUAAUCGAGCCUCUAAUUUUUACUGGGGACAUUAUAAAAUGAUUCAAUUAAUAUUGAUAACGAUAAUUUUAAUGUUGAAUUCGCAUUUUUUUAUAUCGACAGUAGGAUUUGACAUUCACAGUUUUGUGCCUGAAUGGUUAAAACCUUGGGAUCCGGUGAAAUUAUGCCCAGAUGGCAUUAAUAAUCUUCAAACUUUUUGCUGCUGCGGAAAAUGUCUGAGGGUCUGUGUUAAGACGAUUAAAGACAAAAUCAAUGAAAAAGUCAUAGAUAGCUUUUGCGAUUGUCAACUAGCGUCAUACGUUACGGAUUCCCCUAAUACAGCAAGUGAUCACCGACUGUUUAAGGGUUUGACUUGGAGUGACCAAAUGUUUGAUGAAUACUUGACGUUUAUAAAAUCGACAGUGAAAAUAUCGAUUUAUGUAUUCAUCAUGCUCUUUAUUACAAUAUUAAUUGCUAUGGUGCUGUAUAAACUGUUCCGUUUACAACAGAGCUCUAACGACAUGGAUUUUGACAAAUCCAAUACUCAAAAUAACAAACAACCAAGUCCAAUUACGGUAAAUAUUGGGCUUGAGAAAUUACCAACUUGUACAGAUGAAAAAUGUCAACCCAUUUAUUUUAAUACAAAGGUACAGCAAUAUUUAAAUAACGAACAACCAAGUCCAACUACGGUAAAUAUUGGGCCUGAGAAAUUACCAACUUGUACAGAUGAAAAAUGUCAACACGUUUAUUUUAAUAAAAAGUUUGGCUCACGUGCCAAGGUACACUACGGUCGCCAGUAUAGAAGACAAGUCACGCCGGACGAGUACCGGCCACGUGAAUACAUCAGCUCUCGUCCGAUCACGGAGAUUGAUCAAUCAUCAUCUCCGUCACCAGGACAACCAUCGGCAACAGUUACAGCUCAACAGACGCCGACCACCCAAUUGCAAGAGCAAUCCACCAUCAACCUCCACCAGGGCCGCAUCUCGCGGGACACCUCACAAUGCCUCGCGGACCACCAGAGUUCCGAGGAUCAUAGGUCAGGAACCAAUGCACUAGAUGAAAUUACGAAAGCCACUGAGACACCAAAAACAGAAAAACCACGAAGUGGCUUCAAAAGAUAUGGUUUCCGCCGGUGGAUUUAAAUAAGUAUUUUCUAACUAAUACCUGCAGGCUGCAGCAGGUUUCAUUCAUCCAGUUUAAAAUCUGUAAUUUGGCUCAUUUGUUCAACAAAAGAACACUUUCGAAAAAAAUCUUCGGAAUUUUUUACUGGUUCCAUUAUAGUUUAUGAAUGAUCACAA
Messenger RNA from Aphis gossypii (cotton aphid), 1586 nucleotides. RefSeq lists its product as uncharacterized. The coding region runs from base 36 to 1430 and encodes 464 amino acids. The transcript is spliced from 7 exons. The record is from RefSeq and is a predicted model, not a curated record. NCBI's taxonomy places the organism in Eukaryota, Metazoa, Arthropoda, Insecta, Hemiptera, Aphididae.